GUGACGUGGCCGUAAUGUAUGAUGGAACUUGGCAGAAACGGGGCCAUAAAAGCCACAACGGAGUCGGCGCGGCUAUCUCCUUGGACACCGGCCUGUGCUUAGAUUUCGAAGUGCUGUCAAAUUACUGCCACGCUUGCAGUCUACACAACGACAUGGGCUCUGAAGAGGAAAUCUGGCAGGCCUACCACAGACCUGUCUGUGAGAAGAACACCGACAGCUCCGCUCAUGGCAUGGAAGCUGAAGCAGCACUACGGAUAUGGGAGCGCACUUUGCUGUAUGAGACUCCACUUCGCUUCGCAACAUUUCUUAGUGAUGGCGACAGCAAAGCAUAUAGCAGAGUUUGUGAUGCCAAGGUGUACGGUGCAGGUGCCAUCUGCAAGGAGGACUGCACUAAUCAUGUUGCGAAGCGCCUAGGCACUGGCAUACGCAAAUUGCCGACACCACUGCCCAGAGGUGAGAAGCUCAAGCCUGCCACCAUUGAAAAGCUGCAGACAUAUUAUCAGAUCGCCAUCACGGGCAAUAGAGGCAACCUACGGGACAUGUACACUGCCAUAUGGGCGUCCUACUUUCAUUCUUGCUCCACUGAUGGUGCUGGCAGCCACAACUUCUGCCCACCAGGCCAAGAAUCGUGGUGCAAGCACAAGCGUGCUGAAGCAAUGGGCGAGCCUGCACCACAGCAUACACCGCUUCUGACAAAGGCACAGGGCCGGGCACUGCUGCCCAUAUACAAGCGCCCUGACGAGAAGCUGCUGGCCCGAUGCCUUCGAGGAAAAACUCAGAACGCUGCUGAGUCUCUCAACAGCAAGGUGUGGCUGCUGUGCCCUAAAACAAAGUUUGCUUCCCGAAGUGCUGUGGAGACUGCCACAGCCAUUGCUGUGCUCUGGUAUAACCGGGGCCAUGCAAGCUUCGAGGUGGUCCUGGAGGAGCUUGGUGUUCUACCACCAGCAAGCUUGACCACCCUGGGGGACUACAGCGACAAGAGGCGCAUUCAGAAGAUGAAUGCCCAACAGACUGCUGAGGCGAGGGCUCACCGCCGCACAUCGGCCAAGAGAGCUCGCCUACAGGACUCCGCUCGGAAGGACCGCGAAGGAGUUACAUACAGUGCGGGUGAAUUCUAGUCACCGUGGCCAGCUCCUGGACAUACUGCCUGUGCAUUAGACACACUUUUGAGUGUUUGCAAGUGCGCCCUAAUUAGUAAACAUGUUCCAAACUUUCAAACGCGUUUUUCUCAUUUUGAAAUUUUUGGCCACGGUCACAUUUCACUCACAUAGUUUCAUCCCCUUAAAAUUGUCCUA
Messenger RNA from Rhipicephalus microplus (southern cattle tick), 1295 nucleotides. RefSeq lists its product as uncharacterized. NCBI's taxonomy places the organism in Eukaryota, Metazoa, Arthropoda, Arachnida, Ixodida, Ixodidae. The record is from RefSeq and is a predicted model, not a curated record.